Molecule: messenger RNA, 453 nt
Organism: Perkinsus marinus ATCC 50983
Lineage: Eukaryota; Perkinsozoa; Perkinsida; Perkinsidae
Exons: 1
Source: RefSeq, a predicted model, not a curated record
AUGACUAUCGACAACAACUCCGAUAUUUCGUCCAACAUCAAUCUCCCUCCGACCCAGGAGACCGGCGGCUUCGUGACUGUUAUGGAAGCAGUUCUGAAUGUCUGCGCUGGGUCGGCCAUGGGAGUCAGGAAGGCCAAUGAGGUGAAAACGCUGCUGGACAGAAUGCAUGCGAUGUAUACGGGCGCGCAAGAAGAUCUGUGUGAGGGUCAGAGAAAGUUAAUCAAGGUUAUGGAAGAGCACGGUAGGGUCAAAGAGGAGAUUUCGAGGAUAAACAGGUCCGGCAUGGCCACGGGUCUGGGGGUGCAGCGUACGGAAACACUGGGAACUGGCGGGAUGCCCAGCAGACCCGACAGGGACGGAACUUUGAUCUGGGUGACCGGUGGAGACAUCAGAGAAGACAGGAGCACGGAGCAUCGCCUCCGUAUAGUCGGAAGAAUUGGCUGUAAAGCCGAA